Dicrocoelium dendriticum is the source of this 3123-nucleotide messenger RNA. The record is from the annotation of a GenBank genome assembly. NCBI's taxonomy places the organism in Eukaryota, Metazoa, Platyhelminthes, Trematoda, Plagiorchiida, Dicrocoeliidae.
AUGGCUUCCGUUAUUGUUUGCUGUGAAACUGUCUUUACUUUCUCAUAUUGCCUGCAUUUUUUGCCCUUUUGCAGAAAGUUUCUGUCAAUAUACUUAUCCGACCAGCAGAAUUCUACUCUUCAGGCCGCUCACCCAAUUCAAGCAACCGCCGGUACUUUUGCGCCCGGUGGGACCAAAUUUUUCUGCGCUUAUCAUAACGGCGCGAUAUGUGUGAUUGAUUUCUUGAAAAACAAGUAUCGAGUGCUUGUGCAUCUUCACAGAAGCGUAACAGCCCUGACUGUGCAUCCGAUUUCGGAACAACUCCUUGUCGCAUCCAGUGAUUACGUCAUUAGAAUCCUAAACAGAGGUUCCGGUAAGGAAUGUGGUACUUUGCGCGGUCACACCUGCAGUAUCAACAGUAUUUUCAUCCAGCCAAGGCACGGGACUUUCGCCCUCACCGUUGGCCUUAGUGAAGCGAUACUAUGGAAUCUUGCGACGUUUGAAUGCAGAUGCCGGCUGCGUACGGAAGCUGAUAGUGCCCUUACCGCUGCGUUUUUCCUCAACCCAAGCGGUGACCAGGUCUUCACCUGUUUCCGAGACGGGUCGAUGUACUUGUGGGAAACCUCCGAUCUGGGAUGCUCAAAUCGUCUGGAGAAAGCACCCAGCACUUCGUCCUAUCUUGUUUUCGCACAAACGAGCCUCGGUAGCUAUAUGUUUGCAGCGGGGCGUUCCUCAUCCAUACAUUUGUGGCACUUGAACCGGCAAACCUCCGUUCAGGUGGCGGUGUCAGUUGCAAACGAUCAAAACCGUCCUUUCGUCUUGCAAGAAGUGAUCCAGUUGUCAUGGCGAAUCAGCAAUAUAAGGCGGCUUGCGUGGAUUGGGGAAUCCUCUUUGGGUACUUUUCUCCUCCCAGGAGAGAACGAAACUGACGAGCUUGACGGCUUGCUUGUAGCGCUUGGCAGCGACCAUCGGGCUUAUUUCCUUCGGAGGCAUCGCAAUUCACAUAUGGACACAUUGCAUUCAAAAGAUGGACACAACCAAGCCUAUCUAUCCCCGACGUUAUUAGUGAAGUGGCUUUGUCUAUUCACGAUUGGAUCCGGUUCUUACGACGAUCCGUUAAUUCACAACUUGAUCGUCCCUCAACCCUCGGUGUUAGGUACUUCAUUGUCCGACCCGUCGAAAUCCCCUGUGCCCAUUGGGAACGCCUAUCUCGCGCUCAUUGAUCUUCAUGGAUAUGCACACAUACAUGACCUCUCAGUGUGCCUCAGGCAACUGAAAAGAACCAAUGGGCAUACCUGUACUCGCCGGCGCGCAGCCUCUUCUUUGUCUCCUGUAAAUUCUUCUGUGCCAGUGUUGAAGGUUCAGAACGGAUACACCGCUUUAUGUGAUCGGUCGAAGCAUUCUUCUCCAGCUCCGACACCCAAUCCUAUCAUCAAACGACCGGCCAGCUCCUGCGUGAAAUCAACUCCCCACUCGAUUUCAGAACCUUCUGUGUAUACUGAUCCGACCGAUGGUCUGUUACAUCGUGGACGACUUAGGAUGUUGCUCAAGGAAUUUGGUCGCUUUCCCGACAAAUACAGAUUAUUCAUUUGGAGGGCGAUUCUGAAAUUACCGUCAAAUGCUCAAGCUUUCCACGCUUUGGUGAAGAAAGGAACGCAUUCAGCCUACGAGAACCUCCCUGUUCGCUAUCCAAUCCGGGAGCGCAAGUUGCUGCAUGCCCUCCAAAGGGUGUGUUCAGCCUUGGCAUUCUGGUGCCCUUUAUUUGGGGAAACGGAUUGGUUACCAAUGUUCGCCUUUCCUUUUAUCAAGCUAUUCCAAAGUCAUCUUCUGCAAGCAUUCGAAGUGGUCGCUACAAUCCUGAUCAAUUGGUGUUCCGCCUGGUUCGAAUACUUCCCCAGUCCACCAAUAAACGUGUUAUGCAUGAUUGAAAAUUUGGUGGCCUACAACGACCAGGAAUUGUAUCAUCACCUUGUCAAGUGCCAGGUCACCACUGAGAUCUAUGCUUGGCCUUUGCUGCAAACUUGUCUGAGUGAAUCGUUCACUCAAGAGGAAUGGCUUCAGCUAUGGGACACUAUCCUAUGCUCCUCUCCCGGGUUCCUCGUCGCGGUGGUCGCCGCAUACACUUUGUGCGCCCGUGGUCCACUUCUGCGAGUACACGAGCUGGACGUUUUCGAUAACUUCUUCCGUGGACAAAAUGCCGUCGCACUGGUUAGGCUAGUGGACAAGGCUCAUCAAUUAAUGGCCUGUUGUCCGCCCGACAUGAAUCCUGAUCGUUUGAUCGGCUCGCUUCUUCAGCCGACUCUAGUGGACGGCACCAUUGAUUUGGCGAUUAACAACACCUCCCCUUCACGAAAACCCUUGCUUCAGUUCCAGCCAUUGACCAGCCCGGAUUAUCCCAUUGUAAUGCGGUACCCAAAGUUCAUUGUGGAUUUCCACGCAAGAGAACGUGAGCGUAUUCGUGAGGAGGAGAAGGAAUAUCUACGACAAAGAUCCAGUGUGGAGGACCUGGAACGACGUGUACAAAUGCUGGCAUAUGAAGAGCAAAACUGGUAUCGCCAACAACAAAUAUUAUUGGAUGCUGAGCAACGACGUCGUCAGAUGUUUGCUGCGGAACAGGCGAAACUGCGUGAUCAAAGGAACAAACUGGAUGCUCUAAUACGUAAGGCGAAGUUACGCGAACUCACCCUGACUGCGGAAUCACGCAAUCGCUUGCGGCAGUUGGAGCUAAGUCGUCACAAGGCCGCGAUCGAUAACAUGGAGGAGCAGUUGAAAAUAAUGUCAACCAAGCGAAUGGACGAGAUAAAUGAUGUCACGCAUGCGGCAGAGCUGGCUAGACUUCCGGAAAAUUUACAGGGACGCUGCUCACAAAACGCCAGGUUUGUGCCGCAAUCCUCAGAAGUAUCACCAACAGCACCACCGACAACAACGACAGCAGUCGAAACCCAGCGGAGCAGUAGCCCUCAUCGAAUAAUCGAAGGGGACGAUUCAUCUAACCUUCCGACUGUGGUCCCUGAGUUGAUGACAGAAAACCAAAUUUUGGCGGCCGAAAUAGACGAGCUUUUGAAUCGACUUCAGGUACCCAAAGGUCACUCGCUUUCUAUACUUGGCUCAGGAAAUAACACGGGUCAGUUGGAUGGACGAUAA